CUUCAUCAGUUACAACUUGGAAAGCAACAAGCAAGUUUCAACAUGAGCUUCAAAGUAACUUCCUUUUUCCUGCUGACCACAGCAUUGGUUGGUCUCGUCGCCUCCAUUGACUACUGUGCCUUGCCCACUUGCCUUGAUAAGCAUAUUGCCUGCAACAACAAAGGAAACUUUAGCGAAGACUGCCCCAAGGAUGUGCGAGAAGUGAACAUUCAACCACAUGAGAAGCUCAUCCUAACCCUUUUCAAUGAACUGCGCAACAACGUAGCUGGUGGUAAUAUUGAGGGACUUCCUAAAGCUGUCCGUAUGGCCAAAAUGACUUGGUGCGAGGAACUCACCCAUCUGGCCCUCUUCAAUGUGAAGACCUGCCAGUCGUUGCCCGACAAGUGCCGCAGCACGGAGCGCUUUGCCUAUGCUGGCCAGAACAAUGCCAUCUUCAGUUACAGUGGCGCCGAGUCGGAGUACACAGAUGCGGAGAUCAUCAAGGAGCAGAUUGAGAAAUGGUUCGCUGAGCGUGCGAAUGCUUCCCCCGAGAUCCUGGCUAGUUUCCCCGAGGAGUUGACCAACAAGAAUGUGGCCAAGUUUACCAUUGCCGUUGCUGAGAAGAAUACCCAUUUGGGCUGUGCCGCUGUGCGUUUCUCUAGGGAUUUCUAUAACCAUUUUGUGUUCACUUGCAACUUUGCCACCACAAAUGUGAUUGGACAGCCUGUGUACACUCCUGGCGAUAAGGCCACCACUGGAUGCAGGAAUCGCUAUGGCGCCGCCUUCGAUUUUCCCAAUCUGUGCUAUGCCAAAGAAAUCUACGACAACGAUAAGGUUGUGGCCGACAUCAGGUUGUUCUAAUGGAUGUCAUUUAACUGUGGAAUAAUGCUGGUCACCGAUUUUGUAAUAUUGAAGCCUAAUUGAUUAUAAUAAAGAAUGCAAACAUUUAUUUGCCAGUGGCAAUGAUUAAAUUAAA
This is a messenger RNA of Drosophila nasuta, 955 nucleotides long. Its product is annotated as antigen 5 like allergen Cul n 1-like. Lineage: Eukaryota; Metazoa; Arthropoda; Insecta; Diptera; Drosophilidae. The transcript is spliced from 2 exons. Bases 43 to 840 code for a protein of 265 amino acids. The record is from RefSeq and is a predicted model, not a curated record.